GGUUGCUUAGCGACAGAUUGUUGUUGAUCAAUAUUAUAAAAUGUCAAAUAUUUAUGGAAAACCUGGUUAUCCUUGUGAUUAAACUAUAUUUUUAAUGUAUAGCACAUUUUGUUAAAGAUAAAUGGGUUGAUAAUGGGUCUUUACAAGCUAUUUAGUUAUAAUGUUGAAGUUCAAUACAUGAGUUGUUUUCUAUCGAAGGCUACGCUUUUUACUUUAACUACUACCAUUUUGAACUUUAUUUUACCUUUCAUAAUAGCUUACAGAGGCAGAGGCUUUUGGCUUCGAUCUCACAGUUUUUAUGAGCAGCCAGUAGUACAAUUUACGUACGAAUACUUACUGGUAGCGGAGACUGAUGAUCCCACUGUAUCCAUACAAUGUGGUGCAACUAAUGAAAGUUUUGGAGAUUUUAUGAAAAAUGAAGAGAACUGUGUCGAGUUCCAAGUACAAGAAUAUGAUGUCACUGGAGACAAAAAUAAUGAUGUAUUAGAUUUUAAAUUCUUCAUUAAUGUUCCACAGGACAGAACAGUCACAUCACUUAUUUUAAUGUUAGGUUUAAAUUUUCAGUUAAAGUCAGUCUGUCCACUACAAAUGCAGAGUUUGGCAUUAGUGAAUAAGGAAUUCACAACACCACCUUCAGGGUUCAAAUAUUUUGCUGAUCUUGAGUUCUAUCAAACAGCACACUUACCCUGCAAACACAACCUCAUGCACACUAAAUAUAACAGUUCUGUAUUUAAUUAUGAUAUAAAGAAACCUGGAAAUACAAUAGACUAUAUACUGGAGAAGUACUAUAUGAGAGAAGUUACUACACACACAAAAACUUUGUAUUCAAGAAGUCAGAAUGGACACACAGGUUCAGUACAAAUACAGGUUAGUGUAAGAGUGCCAGAAAUGGAAGUUAAAUAUAUUCCAAGUUUCAUUCAAGAAAUAAAAUGGGCAUGGCCACAAUAUCUGUCUCUCGUAGUGGUCUUCUAUUGGAUAUUUAACAAAAUUAAAAAGUUUGUGUUCAAUAACCGGUUGGUCAUGGCCUGGGAGAUACUACCUUGGAAGAAACAGCAAAUAGUAACAAAAAAGAAACAUUACUAGACAGAAAAUAGAACUAUGAAAUGUGUUGGUAACAUGUCUUCCUGCUUCUACAUAGUUAAAUGAAAGUGUUGUGAUUGUUAUUCUUAUUAGUAAUGGAAAUUAAUAUUUCUGCUUAUUCAUAUACUAUCCAGUGUACCUCAGAUUAUGAAUUAUAAUUAAAAGUCCAAAAUAUCCUACCAGAAAAUAAAAAUAUUGGUUAUAAA
Molecule: messenger RNA, 1286 nt
Organism: Spodoptera frugiperda (fall armyworm)
Lineage: Eukaryota; Metazoa; Arthropoda; Insecta; Lepidoptera; Noctuidae
Product: transmembrane protein 231
Exons: 5
Coding region: 133-1083 (316 amino acids)
Biological process (GO): regulation of protein localization; cilium assembly
Cellular component (GO): ciliary transition zone; ciliary membrane
Source: RefSeq, a predicted model, not a curated record